Messenger RNA from Caenorhabditis briggsae, 768 nucleotides. The record is from RefSeq and is a predicted model, not a curated record. Lineage: Eukaryota; Metazoa; Nematoda; Chromadorea; Rhabditida; Rhabditidae. The transcript has 6 exons. Bases 1 to 768 code for a protein of 255 amino acids.
AUGAACCGUUUAUUUUACUUCUUGGCGCUUCUAGUCGUCGCAUUUGCCGACGAUGUGGAGAAUGGAACUAUUGUUUCCGCGACACCGAUGUGCAUUGAAUAUGCGGAUUGCAUCCACAAAGCACAACAGAAGGCCGAGGAGUGUCACCUUCUGGAGAAUAAUACCGAGACCACAAACGGAAAGAAGGGAGUGUGUACCGAAGCGAAACGAAUUCACCUGGAAAUCAGAUCGAUCCAUGAUCAGAUGUCCGACGAAAUCGAAACAUGUGUCCGUGGCAAAGCGGACAAUGUCGCCGGACUCAACGAAAAGAAACACGAGAGAUGUCAAGCUAUUCUGAAGAAAAAUGCAAAGAGAGCCGCAAUUGAGCCACAGAAGAGAAGAUCAAAGAAGGAGAAGAAUAGCUUGAAAGCUGCGGCAAAGACAUGUAACAAAGAGGCUCGCCGACUCAAAAGCCAAUGUGCUCGACUCGCCAAGUGUUGCCCGGCAGUUAGAGUAUGCCAUCGUAAUGAGGAUAAGACCGAGUUGGAGGAGAAGAAGAAAGCGUUGAAGGAGGCAACCAAAGACUGUGCAACCAAUGGAAAGAAGGGAAAUAAAAAGGCUGGAAAACGUAUUGGAGAGGAUCGGGAAAGAGAGGGAAAGAAAUCAAAGGGAGAUAAUAAGAGAACCGGGGGACUUGGAAAAUCGUUGGAGAGAGCUGCAAAUAAGAAGAAGGAGACUCCAAUCGGAGGAAAGAAGCUAGCAGCUGCUCUUGAUGAAAUGCACACCUAA